ACCGCCCCCCGCUCUACAGUCUGCGCGCUUGCGCGAACGAACGGGCAGUCGCCCUUCCCCCACCUGCCGUCGCGAGUGGGUAACAGGGCCCCCUUUCCACGCGCUUCGUGACCCGGAACCGCGGGUGGAUGCUAAACCCCUCCAGUUGUGCCUUUGUGCUUCAGUGCCUUUGCCAACCGCAGAAAAUGAUGGGGUCCCAGGGAUCGGUUUCAUUCACUGAUGUAACUGUAGACUUCACCCAAGAGGAGUGGGAGCAGCUGGACCCCUCUCAGAGGAUUCUGUACAUGGAUGUAAUGCUGGAGAACUACAGCAACUUACUCUCAGUGGAAGUAUGGAGGGCCGAUGACCAGGUGGAGAAGGACCCCAGGGACCCAGAUGAACAGAUGAAGCCACGUAUAACCCUCAAGAACCAACCACCAAUUGAAGAAAGAGGAAGUCUUUUUGGGAAGACAUUAAAUCUGAACAUGGACUUUGUUUCGUUAACACAAGUUCCCUAUAAGUACGACUUAUAUGAAAAGACUUUGAAAUGCAGUUCCGACUUACUCAGCAGUGGAAGCUGUGUGAGGAGGAAGGGUGAGGAGCGCAGUGGGUUUGGGAAGCCACUUCUGUACCUGAAGCAAGAAAGGCCCCGUGCCGGAGUAGAGUACUCAGGAUACAGCGGGCAUGGGAAGGCUCUCAGCCAUAAAGAAGUCGUCUUCAAACAUCAGAAAAUGAAGAGUUUGGUUCAGCCUUUUGUCUGCAACUACUGCGACAAAGCCUUCUCCUUCAAGUCGCUCCUCAUUAGCCACAAGAGGAUACACACGGGAGAAAAACCCUACGAGUGUAACGUGUGCAAGAAAACCUUCUCCCAUAAGGCAAACCUCAUCAAACACCAGAGAAUUCAUACCGGAGAGAAACCGUUUGAGUGUCCCGAGUGCGGAAAAGCAUUUACCCACCAGUCAAACCUUAUUGUUCACCAGAGAGCGCAUAUGGAGAAGAAGCCGUAUGAGUGCAGCGAGUGUGGAAAGACAUUUGCUCAGAAGUUUGAACUCACCACACACCAGAGAAUUCACACAGGAGAGCGACCCUAUGAGUGCAACGAGUGUGCAAAAACCUUCUUUAAGAAAUCAAACCUCAUCAUACAUCAGAAAAUUCACACGGGGGAGAAACGCUAUGAGUGCAGCGAGUGCGGAAAGUCGUUUAUCCAGAACUCCCAGCUCAUCAUCCACAUGAGGACUCACACUGGAGAGAAGCCCUACGAGUGUACUGAAUGUGGCAAAACCUUUAGCCAGAGGUCGACGCUUAGACUGCAUUUGAGAAUCCACACGGGAGAAAAACCCUACGAGUGUGCUGAAUGUGGGAAGGCCUUCAGCAGAAAGUCUCGACUCAGCGUCCAUCAGAGGGUCCACACAGGCUAGGUCCUGCGGCUACAGUCAGAUUAUACCGUGGACAGCCAUCAAAGCAGAAUUCUCCCGUCGAGGGAGAAACCCUGAUGAAGAAUACUGAAGGAACUUGGGGAAUUGUAUUGAGAUGCAAGCUAACUCAAAAAAACUUAAGAGGAAAGGAUACCAUAAGAAUAUUAUAUUGAAAAUUAGUAUCCAUAUGUAUAUGUAUGUCAUACAUGUAUCUCCAGACCCAAUUGUGAAUAGAUACACCCACUCUAUUUCUAUGAACUUUCUUGAUUUUUGUGCUGCUGGGAUUCAGACCUAGGGUCUUGCCUGUGAUAGGCAGGGUUUUUUUUAACCACUGAUCUACAUCCCCAGUCUACAGUGAUCUUUUUAAAAUUUUGAAUGCAUUGAAUAUUCUAGGAGGAAAAAUAGUUUUAAAUCUGUUAAGUUUAAUAGCUGCUGGGAGUUUGAAAUUCUCAUCUAUGAAAUUGCAUCAUAGUAAACAAGGUUUUCCAUACUCAACAUCACAUAUGCACCACAGAGCCUUUCCAGCCCAGUGUGCAUCCAGAAGAACCAUGGGGUGGACCUUCAUGUAGCCCGUUUCCUCUGCAGCCAGCUCAUACACGUUGGUGUGGCCCUUGUUAAUGAGCUGUUUUAACCUGAUUCUGGGUUUGAAGAUGUUCCAGAGCAUUAUUUAUAUAAAUAUGCAAAGGUGUGAGAUAAUUGAUCUAGAGUGGAAGAGGCAGCUGUGAACUCUGACUUGGUACCCGUUACAGAAUAGAGUUGUGCUGGGCAGGCAAUUCCUCAUCUGCCCUGCUCUUGUUCUUUCUCCCUGAGAUGUUUACAUACAAGUGCAUGUCUGUGUACCCCAGAAAACUAUUUUUGUAUGUUUUUGUCUUCCUCUUCAUGCUUUAUGAAUUGUCCUACAAAAACAAUGGGUAGGGUGCCUGUGUAGCUUACAAAUGUUACAUUUCAGAGACUUAAAGAAUUGUCAAGAGCUGUAUUUCACUGCUUUUUAUAGUUUCCAUGUGUGAUACUCUUUAGAGAUGUGCUCUUGCUGUGUCCUUUAAAGGAAGUAUUUCUGCUUUCUCCCCAUAUGACACUGCCUUUGGGACCCUUAGCUGUCACCCUGCCUUUUGGUGUUCAAGCACUUUAUAAGAGUAUUUUCUACUGCAAUGACAAAACACCGUGACCACGGCAGCUUUAAAAGAAGGUAUUUGAGGCUCACAGUUCCAUGGUUAGAGUCCCAUGGCCAUUGGGAGAGGAGCGGGUGUGGGAGCAGGCAGGCAUGAUGGAGCGUAGCUUAGAGCUCACCUCUUGGGACACAAGCACAGGAGCAAGCUAACCGGGAGCCCACCUCCAGGGACACACCUCAGCUUUACCAAAUAGUCCCACCAACUGAGACCAAUAUUCAAACCUGUGAACCUACAGAGGCAGUUCUCAUUCAAACCACCAAAAUGUUGGACUUCGGUGGGCUCCAUAUGUUGGCAUUUACAGCAUUAGGGGUUUUUCUAGGUGCGAUGCUCCAUGCCUUUAAUCCCAUGGGAGGCAGAAGCAGGUGUCUGAGCUGGAGACCAGUCUGGUCUACACAGUGAGAGACCCUGUCUGCAAACAAACGUUUUAUAUAACUGAAAGAUGAUCAUUUGAAGUUUGAUUCCAAAUCACAAGCUCAGCUUUCUCAUUGUGCAUUAGAAUUAUAAAUGGAAAUCACAACGAUUUUUGUGUUUAAUAAUUUGCUUGUAUGGGUGUUUUACCUGUAUGUAUUGUCUGUGCACUGUGUGCAUGCAGUGCCUGUGGAGACCUGGAGAAGGUAUUGAAUCCCCUGGAGUACUAUGGGUACUGGGAAUUGAAACCUGGGUCCUCUGAAAGAGCAGCCAGUGCUCUUAACUGCUAAGCCAUCUCUCCAGCCCCUUGGGUUUUUAUUUUUGUAGAUAGUUGAUUCUGUCUUUUAACAUUAAGAAAUACAUGCUGUGUGGUGGUGGCACACGCCCCAGCACUGAGGAGGCAGAGACGGGAAGAUCUGAAUUCCAGGACAGGUUCCAGAGCUACAGAGAAACCCUGUCUCGAAAAGCCAAAAAAAGAGAAAAGAAAUACAGAAUCUCUUCAUACCAGGAAAUUUCUGGCAAUCUGAAAAUUAAGAGAAAAAAAAAGAUGCCAGUACUUAAGAUUUUAUGUUGACCAAGUUAUAUUAAUUUUGGGUUUUAAAAAAAUCAUUUAAAAAUGAGUGAGGGACUGAAGAGAUAGACUCAGGUUAAGAGCACUGGCUGCUCUUUCAGAGGUCCUGAGUUUAAUUCCCAGCAACCACAUGGUGGCUCACAGCUAUCUAGAAUAAGAUUUGGUGCCCUCUUCGGGCAUGAAGACAGACAUGCUAGAACACUGUAUACAUAAUAAAUCCUAAAAAAAUAAAAAUGAGUGAAUAAAAACAGGCCUGGUGGCACACUCCUUUAAUCCCAGAACUCGGGAAUCAGACAGGUGGAUCUCUGUGAGUUUGAGGCCAGCCUGGUCUCCAAGGAGUUCUGGGACAGCCAGGACUGUUACACAGAGAAACUGUGUCUCGAGAGAAAAAUAAAUUACAGUAAAAAAAAAAAUGGUAUGACUGAAUGACUCUUCAUUGAAAAGUGUA
Chionomys nivalis (European snow vole) is the source of this 3990-nucleotide messenger RNA. RefSeq names its product ZFP1 zinc finger protein (gene Zfp1). The record is from RefSeq and is a predicted model, not a curated record. The coding region runs from base 129 to 1397 and encodes 422 amino acids. Gene Ontology annotation, biological process: regulation of immune system process; regulation of cytokine production; negative regulation of transcription by RNA polymerase II. Gene Ontology annotation, molecular function: RNA polymerase II cis-regulatory region sequence-specific DNA binding; DNA-binding transcription factor activity. The transcript is spliced from 4 exons. Lineage: Eukaryota; Metazoa; Chordata; Mammalia; Rodentia; Cricetidae.